GCUGAGGGUUGUUCUGUUGGGGAACAGCUGGUUUGAGAGGAGUUCUGUGGGGAACUUAUUACUGGAAGGAACUGUGUUCAACACUGAGGAAGAACCAAACCACUGUCUGAGAGUCAGUGGACAGAUAAAGGAGAAGAAAAUAGUCCUCAUCAACACUCCAGAUCUGCUGAAUCCAAACAUCUCUGAAGACAAACUAAGAGGACAUGUAGAACUCUGUGUGAGACUCUCUGGUCCUGGACCUCAUGUGUUCCUGCUGGUUCUACAGCCUGAAGACUUCACUGAGGAACACAAACUGAGGAUCUGCAGAGUCCUGGAACUAUUCAGUGAUCAAUCAUUUGAUCGAUCACUGGUUCUGAUAUCAGCAUCCAGAGAGGAGAGUCCAGGUCUCCUAGAAAACUACCUGCAACAUCCACUGUUAGGAGACAUAAUCAGAAGAUGUAGACAGAAGUUGUUGUGGCAGAAGAACAUGGAACAUUCAGACUUGUUGAGCGCCAUGGACAGAAUUGUGGAGCAGAACGACAGAGAUGAUGAGAGCUGGGAUGAAUGUGAGGAUGCAGAGUCUGAGUUCACCAGUAGCCAUGGAAACCAGAAACCAGAGGAUCCUGGCAGAGCUGGUGCAUUGAAAUCUAUCUGGCAUUCAGCAACAAGCUGGGGCUCCUGGUUUAAGUCUGCCAUAUCAGGACCUGCAUCAUCACUGGAAAGUCAAACCAGCCAGGCAUCGGAAUUCAGGAUUGUGCUGCUGGGAAAAAGUGAAGACAAGAAAACAAAACUUGGUAACUUCAUUAUCAGAGAUCGAGUCUUUGAUGUACAGAAAUCAAUCCAGCAUUGUGUGGCCGUCUGUGGAAAGUGGAGAGGAAAAUGUGUAACAGUUGUGAAGACACCAGAUCUCUUCAGUUUUCCUGAGCAGACAAUGAGAGGAGAGGUGAAAAGAUGCAUCAGUCUGAUUCUCCCUGGUCCAAAUGUUCUGCUGCUGUUAGUGAAACCAUCUGAGUUUAAGGAAAAGGACAAAGAAAAACUGAAGUUCAUCCUGAGUCUGUUUGGUGAAGACGCCUUUAAACACUCGAUGGUCAUCAGGACUCAGAACGAAGACAAACAGAAUCAGUCGGUGGAAAAACUCCUCCAAGACUGCAGACAAAAGCAGCACAGCAUCAAUCUUGAUAAAAAGGAUCCUUCAGGUCAUGACGUUGAAGAGUUAAUGCAGAAAAUGGAAGCUAUAGUGAGUGACCUCAGGGGAGGAUAUCUGAUAUUAACUGAAGAAGCUGAUCAGACAGUGAUGAACCUGGUCCUGUGUGGUAGAAGAGGAGCUGGGAAGACUUCAGCAGUCAACGCUAUUCUGGGACAAAGAAACUUUGGUCGACCUGAAGACUCAUCAGAGUGUGUUAGAACCCAGGGAGAGGUGUGUGGACGUAGGGUUUCCCUGCUGGAGCUGCCUGCCUUGUAUGGAAAACCUCAGGAGGCAGUGAUGGAGGAAUCAUUCAGGUGUAUCUCCCUCUGUGAUCCUGAGGGCGUCCAUGCCUUCAUCCUGGUCCUACCUGUGGGUCCCCUCACUGAUGAAGACAAGGGAGAGUUAGAGACCAUCCAGAACACAUUCAGCUCUAAAGUCAGAGACUUCAUCCUGAUUCUGUUCACUGUGGAGUCAGAUCCUACAGCUCCAGAAGUUGUUGACUUUAUACAGAGCAGAGACAUCCAGGAGUUCUGUCAGAGCUGUGGAGGAAGAUCUGUUGUUGUCAACAUGAAGGACAAGCAGCAGAUCCCAGAGCUGCUGGAUCAAGUGGACAAGAUGAGACUGUCAGAUCAGAAACCUCACAGCUACACAACAGGAACGUUUGCUCAUGGCCAAAUGGAAAAGAACCUACAGCUAGAAGCAGUCAUCACCAAACAACAGACUGAAAUCAAGAAACUGAAAAAAUCUGAUGUGGUCAAAGUGGAUAAGGAGCAGCAGAACUCAGAGAGUCUCAGGAUUGUGCUGAUUGGGAAGACUGGCAGUGGAAAGAGUUCUGCAGGAAACACCAUUCUGGGAAGAAAACAGUUUGAAGCCAAACCAGGUCAACAAGGCGUCACCAAACGUUGUCAGAAGUCAGUGGGUGAAGUGGACGGACGUCCUGUUGUCGUGGUCGACACUCCUGAACUGUUUGACAGCACUUUGUCUAAUGAUGAAGUAAAUGAAGAGAUGGUGAAAUGCAUCAGUCUUCUGUCUCCAGGACCACAUGUCUUCCUGCUGGUGUUACGUAUCGGCAGAUUCACACCAGAGGAGAAGGAGUCAUUAAAUAUGAUCAAGAAAAGCUUUGGGAAGAAUUCUGAAAAGUUCACCAUCAUUCUCUUCACAAGAGGCGAUUCAUUAAAACAUGCAAAUCAGUCCAUUGAAGAUUACAUUAAAACAUGUGAUAAUUCCUUCAAGAAGCUGAUCUCUGACUGUGGAGGAAGAUACCACAUGUUCAAUAACUAUGAUGAACAAAACCAAACACAAGUCAGUGAGCUGAUAACAAAGAUCGACACCAUGGUGAAGGAAAAUGGAGGAAACUGCUUCACCAACAAGAUGCUGUAAGAAGCUGAAGCAGCGAUAAGGAAAGAAAUGGAAAAAAUCCUGAAGGAGAAGGAAGAAGAGAUGAAGAAAAAGAUGGAGGAGCUGGAAAGAAAAUAUGAGGAAGAAAAGGAAGAAAUGAAAAGAAGGAUAGAAGAAGAGAGAGCUGGAAUUGAACAGGAGAGAAAACUGAGAGCAAAACUACUGAAUGAAAUGGAGGAAAACAUCAACAAGGAGCGUGAGCUGAGAAAGAAAGAACAAGAAAUCAGAGAAGAAGAGAAAAUAAAAAAGGAAGCAGAGGAAGAAAAAUACAGACAGAAUCUAAAAAUGGAACUUGAAUUUUUGGACAAACAAAUUCAAUCAGACAAAGAAGAAAAGGAAAAUGUUGACAGAAAACUGGAAGAGACCAGAGAUGAGAUGAGAAAGAAACAAGAAGCCUGGGAGGAAGAACGAAGAGAGUGGUGGAAGAAACGAAAACAAGAAGAUGAAGAGAGACAACAACAGGAGAAAAGAAGAAUAGAAGAACUUCAGGAGAAGUUCAAGCAGAAACAAGAUGAAUAUGAAAAGAAAAGGCAAGAGGAAGACCAAAUCAGGAGAGAAGAGGAGGAGAGGAAACAUAAAGAAUUACAGGAAAACCACAGGAAAAACCUUGUGGAAGUGGAGAAGAGCUAUGAAGACAAAGCUAGAAAGCAAGCUGAAGAGUUUAAUGAGUUCACAGAGAAACACAAAGAGGAAUUAGCAGCUCAGAGGAAGGAGUAUGUGAAAAAAAUGACUGACUUGAUGAAGCAUGUGGUCAAAAAGAGUCAAAACCUGAAAAAAAUCCAGAAUUUACUGAAGAAACAAGAACAAGAAAUGAAAGUGAGCAGCGAGAGGGAAAAGGAAAAUCUGCAGCAGAGACAGGAAGAAGAAUUUAUUAACUUAAUGGAAGAGAUUUUGAAAGAAGAGAUUGAAGACACAGGAUGGUGCAGCAUUUUAUGAGGUGAUUCAUAAUUCUGGUGUCACUUAGAGACAGUCAAUGAAAAGACUGAACCAGAUUCUGCUGUUUUUUGGCCACAUUCAGUCUCCAGAAACAUGCAGCUGGAGUCAAACACAAUUAUUCAAUUUAUAAAACACAAAUCUGACAUUAGACUUUAGCCAGUUGCACAACAAAAUCACGUAAAGAGAAAUAUUGGAACAUUUACUGGAAAGUAAAGUCCAAAAAAAGUCUCAACAAGUCAUUCUAUGAGACGAUUUUAGAAAAGAAAACAAUAUAUAUGAGGGCAGAGGGAUGUGUUUUGUGUUGUGCUUUGAAGUUUGGUGAAGUUUUAAAUGUGUGAAAUCACUUUGAGAUUUUAUUUUAUAGUUUCCUUCUGUGCUCUCAUUGGUAAACUGAGACUAGGGUCAGUGUGUUCUGCUUUAAACAGAGACUAUACUGGGUUCUCUGGUGAACUGAUCCAGACGUGAUUGUUUUAGUAAUCAAUGUGUGCAUGUUGUGAUGUAAAACAAGCUGCCAAUACAGAAUACAGUGCAUGAACCAAACCUCCAUCGAAGCUGCAACAAGUUUCUAACCAGCAGCAACAACAAAAGUAGUUCUAAGUUGAUUCAUAUUUACAUUUCUCAGCCGAGAGUCAGUCCACCUUCAGUUCAGCAGUGUUUUAGAUUCUCUUACAAAGAAAACGAGCUGCGCGAUGGAGAAGAUGAAACAAUUAGAACAUCUGAGAACCUCAGUGAACCUGGACUCUCAGGUUUCCAGACAGAAAGGAAAGUGAAUCCGGUUUGGAAAACAGAGCUGACAAAGAUGUGUACAGAGGCAGGCUGUUCACUGACAUAGUUUUACAUUUUAUUUGAUGUAAAUGCAACGAUGAUUAGAUGAUAUUCAGGGAAAAUGGAAUAGUUUAGCAUUCAGGAUCUUCUCUGUAUUUUCUGUAAGGUUUAUUGAAAACUGCAGGUUAUGGUGGAGCUAUUUUUAUUGUGUGUCUGACUUGCUUAUCUUGGAAAGGUUUGGAAUUGUAAAAAGAGGAGGAACAAUGGGCUGCUCUGUCAGAAAUAACUGCCCUAUUUUUUGUUUCCUUUAAUCUCCAUAAAUGUAUGUUUAAUCUUUAACAAAGUAAAUUCUAAAUAAACGAUGAAACAGGAAGCAGCAAGACUUCAGUCAGAAGAGAUGAUCUAUGUUUGCUGUUGAAAUAAGAAAGAAAAUAUCAAAUAAAAUGUUUAGAAGUCGUUCAUCCAGAAUAAAUGUCAGGAUGUAUUCAACAGUAAACAUGAAUUUCAUGUGAGUUUCACAUCACACAUUAUAAACUAUAUGCUUUAAAGACUUGUUUUCAAUAUUUGUCACAUGUAAAUCAUAAUGAUGCGUUUUAACUGCAUGAACUUUUGACAUAAAUUUUGAUGGAUUUAUGACUGAGAGUAAUCUUUGAUUUCUGUAUUGUGAUUUUAAAAGAUGAAUGUUUCUCUGCAGUUCAGUGUGAUUGUUGUUAAAAGCUGAAGUCAAACAGAUGAACUGAUCAAACACUGAAACACCUUCAUUCUCUGAGUUUAUUUCUGUGAUACACUGAUCUGAUGU
Messenger RNA from Amphiprion ocellaris (clown anemonefish), 5063 nucleotides. Its product is annotated as GTPase IMAP family member 8-like. The record is from RefSeq and is a predicted model, not a curated record. Lineage: Eukaryota; Metazoa; Chordata; Actinopteri; Pomacentridae. The transcript is spliced from 5 exons. Gene Ontology annotation, molecular function: GTP binding.